GCCGGCGGCAGCGCCCCCACCCGGGAGCAGAGCCGGGCGCCGCACGGAGCCGGGCCGCCAGCAGGAACGUGCGCGCCGGAGCCGCCAGCUUGGGAGCGAGGCGGCAGCAGCAGCAGCAGCAGCGGCUGGGACCGGAAAGAAUGACUGAAGAUUAAAAGGACAAUGGGCUGCGUGUAUCCUGAUGGUAUCUUGUGUACAGUGACAUGUUAUUUGCUAUGGCAUCUGAGACUGAAAAGGCUCAUGCUCUUCUCCAAACUUUCAGCACAGCUUCAGUUAUUUCCAGUUUAGGAUUGGGAAUAUUCUGCUUCAUAGCAGACCGACUUCUGCAGUUCUCUUUCAUUCAGCAACACGACUGGCUCCGAGCUCUUUCUGAUAAUGCAGUGCAUGGUGUGGUGGGAAUAUGGUCCUGGGUGAUAGUGAUUGGGCUCAGGAAGAAGAGUGACUUUAGUGAAGUCCUUUUAGCUGGUUUCCUCUCUUCUGUCAUUGAUGUCGACCAUUUUUUUCUAGCUCGCUCCCUUUCAUUACAGGCUGCUCUGACUCUUCCACAAAGACCACUUCUUCAUUGUUCUACUGUGAUUCCUGUUGUGGCUGUGACAUUAAAGUUUAUUAUGCACCUUUUCAGGCUUAAGGACUCAUGGUGCUUUCUUCCCUGGAUGUUGUGUAUAUCCUGGACUUCUCACCAUGUCCGUGAUGGAAUUCGUCAUGGCCUCUGGAUCUGUCCAUUUGGAAAAACUGCUCCCUUGCCAUACUGGUUUUAUGUGGCAAUCACAGCAUCUUUACCUCAUCUGUGUUCAUUUCUUAUGUAUUUAACAGGGACCGGAGAACUAAUGUCUAUAAAACAUGGAAUUCACAUUGAUGUCUAAGGAUGAUAGUCCUUGGAAGUCACUUGUUUUGAAGAUUACAGUGAAGUUGAUCCCUGUGCAUUCCUCAUGAUUUCUAAAUUAGGUCCCUUGCUUCAUUCAGUUCACAGGAUGGAGUUACACUGAAGAUGAAUCAAGGUUGUGAGCCAGGCUGCCAACUGGAUGGGACUCCACUUCAAUGCCAGGAAGAGUGCAUCCCUGCAUAUCAAUGGCAGUAGAAGGGAUUUGGUUUAGGCAACACCAUUUCAGAUCCAGAGUGAAGCCAUGAUCUUCUUUGAGGACGGACAAGCAUGCCAACAUCUCGGCACGCUGAUGGGUUUCCGUGUCCAGCAGACACCUGAGGAUACCAUCGCAGAGAUUCUACGAGAUGUGGCAAGGAUCGACUCCUCCCUACUGACACCGUGGCAGAAGAUCAAUGCCUUGAACACCUUCCUGAUCCCCCAUAUCUCAUUUGUUCUGAGGGGAUGUGCCAUGGCGUAGGUACCUCUGAACAAGGCAGACCACACCAUUGGGCAGCUGGUGAAGAAGUGGAUGUUUCUUCCCCAGAGGGCCAGCAAUAAAUUGGUGUACAUCUCGCACAGGCAGGGCGGUGCCAUUGUCCCUCGUAUGGGUGAUCUCUGCAACAUUGCAGUGAUCGCUCACGCCUUCCGAUGUGCCCAGAUGCCAUGGUGAGGAACAUCACAGAAAGUGCUCUGUGGGAUGCCAUGAAGAACUGAAUCACCAGGACCACCUCCAACCAAGAUGUAGCCACCUACCUGAGCGGCUCGCUGGAAGGCGAAUUUGGAAGAGACGGGAGACUUUGCUUCGCUCUGAACUCAUGCCUGCAACACUAUGCGACGACUGGAGAAGUGUAUCAGCUGCCACUGGACAUGGUGUGAGGAAUGCCAAGAGCUGGGAGUCCUGGUGCCACAGGUGAAGAACACGGAGCACACCAUCAUCAUUCGAAGAGCUAGAACCAUGCUGGAGAGGACCCUGAAGGAUGUCAUCCACUGCCAAUACGUGGAAAACCUGAAAUGGAAGCCAGACCAGGGCAAGGCAUUUGAGGUGACGUUCAAGUGGGGCACCAGCAACAACUUCAUCCCCAGGGGCAGCUUCACCUGAUUUGCUGACUUGAGGUUCAUCCACUGGGCCCAGCUCAACUGCAUCCCACUGAACAGAGCUGUCCGCCAUGGGAAUCGGGACGAGCGAUGCAGGAAGUGCGGCUACAUCACGUCCUGUGUUGCUGCAAGCCCCAUUCGAGAACUUGACACAAUGCCAUCCAGGAUUGCCUGGCCAGAGCCAUCCCACCACCCGUGGGGAAGGUUGCCGUAAACUCCGCCAUCCCUGGAACCAACAGUCAACUGCGACCAGACAUCGUCAUCACCAGCAAGGAUCGGAAGACUGUCAUCAUGGUGGACAUCAGAGUGCCUUUCGAAAUAGGACGCCAGCCUUUCAUGAAGCCCGAGCUCAAAAGCUGGAGAAAUAUGACCCUCUGGCCAACACCCUGAGAGCUAGGGACUACGAGGUCCAAACUCAUGUGCUGAUCAUCGGCGCAUGGGACCGUGGUAACGAGCGAGCGAAUGUGGAGUUGGUCAAUGCUGUGUUCGGCUGAUGCGGCAACUCGUGGUGUCGGACACCGUCAGGUGGUCAAGGGACAUCUACAUAGAACACAUCACUGGACAUCGGCAAUAGCAGGAGGAAUGAGCUGGAGUGCCUAUGAGAAGCGCAAUCUGGAAAGUAACUCACAUACUUUCCUGAUGGACUGUGUUGUGUUUUUUUUAUCUAAAUGGACAACCUACCUAAUUCUCAAUUACUGAGGGACAGUCUCCACUCAUUGAUAUAUUUUGCUUUCCACAACCAAAUCUCUGUACAAUUUUCAUGAGUAAUGUACCCGAGUAUUCAGAUUCUAAUAUCUAAACUGUACUGUUAAAUCCAUUCACCUAAAUGUGGGUUAUUGCUGAUUAU
Messenger RNA from Mauremys reevesii (Reeves's turtle), 2804 nucleotides. It is a transcript of the gene TMEM267, whose product is annotated as transmembrane protein 267. The transcript has 5 exons. Lineage: Eukaryota; Metazoa; Chordata; Testudines; Geoemydidae. The record is from RefSeq and is a predicted model, not a curated record. The coding region runs from base 204 to 863 and encodes 219 amino acids.